UAUACAACACAUAAAAUGGGUAAACACAAUAAAAAGAAGAAGAGCAAGGGGACGAAUGCUUCUUUAGGAAAGUCUCUGAUAAAUAACUUAAAAAAGAAGACCGAUAAGAAGAAUUAUGUCUCCGACCUGCAUAGGUUCGAGGACAGGAAGUUCGAGAGAACGGACUUGACGAGUAUAUUAGAACAAGACUCUCUUAACGAGUUCGCUGACCUUGUUAGCCUAAGUCAAAAGAAAGCACAGGUACUUCGGGGAAAAGAGAUUAGUGAAGAGGCAGAAUCAUCCAAAAAUCCUAACUUAGCAGUAUUUGAACAUGUUAUUGAUAAGGGCAUCAUCAGGCCGAAAUACGCUCCUUUGAAGCUCCCUAGGAAACCUGCCUGGAACAAAAAUAUGACCAAGGCAGAGCUCAUUACCAAUGAGAACAAGGCCUUCCUAGAAUGGAGAAGAGAUGUAGCAUUUAUGGAAGAAGGGAAUGUCAACCUCGCAAUGACUCCAUUUGAAAAGAACCUGGCAGUCUGGAAACAACUUUGGAGUGUUGUAGAGAGAUGCCAAAUUCUCAUCCAAAUAGUCGACGCUCGUAAUCCUUACUUCUACUACUCUGCAGAUCUUGAAAGGUAUAUCAAGGAGUUGGAUGGUAAUAAGCACUACCUUUUACUUCUUAACAAGUCUGAUUACUUAGACGAGGCACAGAUCCAGCACUGGAAUGAUUACUUUAAGGAAAAAGGUGUAGAGCAUAUCUUCUUCUCAGCAAUGGCAGAAAAGACUAGAAUGGAGCGCCAAGAGCAGCAAAAUAAAGCCAAGGAUCUCCCCAAAACCGGCGUAGCCAACGAGAUGCUAGGAGAUAUCAGAGAAGCCAUUCAAGAAGACGAAGAAGAAACUAAAGAACUUGAGAAAGUAGAUGAGAUCCUUGAAAAAGGUGAACUCUCCCUUCUUGAUGAUACCACUAUUUAUAGCAGAGAGGAACUCAUGAGACUCAUCAGAGUUUUUAUGAAGCAAAGAUGUGACAAACCUGAGGGAAAAGACGGAAGGCACAACAUUGGAAUGAUUGGGUACCCUAAUGUAGGCAAAUCCUCUGUAAUUAAUGUUCUCUGUGGGUCUAAGAAAGUUGGAGUUGCUUCGAGACCAGGUAAAACAAAGCAUUUCCAAACAAUCUACUUAGGAAGCGAUAUAUGCCUAUGAGAUUGCCCAGGACUGGUCUUUCCUAGUUUUGCAUCCUCAAAAUCUGAAAUGGUUUGCUGAGGAGUAAUCCCAAUUGAUAACUUGAGAGAUAUCAAAGGACCUAUGGAGCUGGUAGCUCAAAGAAUACCGAAGGAGAUGUUCGAACAAGAGUAUAAGAUUUCACUUCCUGAAACAUACUCUGCAAGUGAAGUCCUACAAGUUUACUCAGGAUUCAAGGGAUAUGUUACUGGAAGAGGGCUACCUGAUGAAAACAAAGCAGCUAGAAUAAUGCUCAAGGAUUACAACAAUGGGAAACUGCUCUUCGUACAUCUGAGACCAGAUUACGAUCCAGAGAAACACGGAUAUGUGAACCAAUCAAACGUCGAAUAUACCAUGAAAUUCAGCAUCCCAGAACCCGAUGAAGAGUCUAAAGAUGGACAAAGUGAAACAAUUUCUGAUGCUUCGAUGUUGUCGGCAGCUGAUCCUAGGACUGAGGUUGGAAUUCAUUACUCAACGAAAAAUCAGCAAUUCACCAACCAAAUGGAGAAGAAAUUCGACAAAGAUUUCUUUGAACAAAAAUCUCAAAAGAAAAUGACCAAAGCUCAGAGGAGAGAACUUAAAUUCGCAAAGAAAAGAGGAGAAGAACCUGAAUCAGUAGAUUUAGACAACCCCAGAAUCAAUAAAGGUAAGGGGAAACGCGCAGUAGGUGGCUAUAACGAGAAGAAAAAGACAGGGGUUAAUAGUAACAAAGUAUCCCAUUUCUCUGGACUUGAAUUUGACUAA
Messenger RNA from Moneuplotes crassus, 1938 nucleotides. NCBI's taxonomy places the organism in Eukaryota, Ciliophora, Spirotrichea, Euplotida, Euplotidae. The record is from the annotation of a GenBank genome assembly.